AUGUUCAUGAGAGUACCAGUAGAGGAGCUCUCUCGCUCUCAGAUCUGCUUCCGGUUCAACGAGGCGGACGGUGGACUCAGCUAUGAAGUCAGGCCGCUUCCUCUCGACGCGGCAUCAGGAGACGCGUUUUCGUCGUCUGCUGGGUCGACGCCGGCGCCUGCAAUCAACUUCCAGACCAUCUUCGACGAGCAGGGUCGUGGACGAGGCCUAUCGGUUUUCGCUUCCGUACCCCAUCAGCCUAGAUCCCACGUUCCUUCCCCGCCUGCUAGCCCCGCAAACCCCCAUAUCGCGUUUCAAUCCUUAACCACUGUACCCAUCACACCGGUGGAUGUUACUGGCCUUGAACCUUUGCCUCAUUAUGGCAGUGACAUGUGCACAGAUAAAACACAGUUCAGCGGGUCCCUGGACUGGUUUGCGGAGCCCGCGAACUCCGGCCAUCUCUGCCAGGUGAAGCCGCAUAUGGUGGACGGGCUCGAUGAUUCUCUGAACCUGGAUGUCUUCGGUUCCUUCGAACCCUUUGACUUGAUAUCGGAUAUGAGCGCCACAGACCUUAAUUCGGCGAUGCACGCGGCUGAUUUUCAUGAGCUCGUGUCUCCGAUGUCCUCAGAAUCGUCAUGCUGUUCCUCCACAUCGCCCGAGGCGGCUACUCCUCCCACCCCGCAGGAACCGAACGCUACAUCCAGACCGCCGUCGCCUUUCAGCUUCGCGUAUUCAGUACCAGAACCGGAUAUGGAUCCAGCACAUAUGCUUCCUUCUCCCCCGCCUACGGCGACAUCAGAAAAGGACGGCAGGCCUCCCGCGAAAACUCGGCGAAAACGCUACGCAUGCCUGUACCCUAAUUGCGACCGCCUCCUUACUAGCGAGUAUACCCGUCGCGUCCAUAUGACCACGCACACGAAAGUGCGCAAGUCCAUCCCUUGCACUAUGCCCGGCUGCAUGGAGAAUUUCUCGCGGAUGCACGAUCGCCUGCGACACGAAGUGACGCAGCACGGGAAGGUGUGCGAGUUCAGCUGUCAUGUCUGCAAGCGAUUCUUCUCUUCCGCAAAAUUCUUGGGAAACCACAAAUGUCCCGGCGAACGCGUCGGCUUCCCGUCGCGCUGGCCUGCGACCGGCCAAUCUCCGCCCGAAGCGCAAUGA
This is a messenger RNA of Punctularia strigosozonata HHB-11173 SS5, 1137 nucleotides long. RefSeq lists its product as uncharacterized. Lineage: Eukaryota; Fungi; Basidiomycota; Agaricomycetes; Corticiales; Punctulariaceae. The transcript has 6 exons. The record is from RefSeq and is a predicted model, not a curated record. The coding region runs from base 1 to 1137 and encodes 378 amino acids.